AUGUCUAUUCUUAAGCUGGUCGAGGACCGGCCAACACCUAGUGCGGUCUACAACUGGAGAAUUUAUCUACUGGCAGCGGUGGCUUCAUGCACAUCCUGUAUGAUUGGCUACGACAGUGCUUUCAUCGGCACUACACUCUCUCUCGACUCCUUCAAGAGCGAGUUCCGCUUCGCUGAAAUGUCUGACUCUACCAGGAAUCUGAUCAGUGCCAAUAUCGUCUCCUGCUACCAGGCUGGUGCCUUUUUUGGUGCUUUCUUCGCGUAUCCAAUCGGUCACUUCUGGGGUCGUAGGAUUGGCCUAUUAGCCGCUGGUCUGGUUUUCACUCUCGGUGCUGGCAUCAUGGUUGGUGUAAAUGGCGACCGAGGACUUGGUCUCCUUUACGGCGGCCGAGUUCUUGCUGGUCUUGGUGUCGGAGCAGGCUCUAACAUCACCCCCAUCUACAUCUCCGAAUUGUCUCCCCCAGCUAUUCGUGGUAGAUUGGUUGGUGUGUAUGAGCUGGGCUGGCAGAUUGGUGGUCUUGUAGGAUUCUGGAUCAACUUUGGUGUCGACGAAACCAUGGAGCCUAGCCACAAGCAAUGGCUCAUUCCUUUUGCUGUUCAGUUGAUUCCUUCUGGUCUCUUGCUCAUCGGUUGCUGGUUCAUCCGGGAAUCGCCCCGUUGGCUCUUCGGGCGCGGUCGCCGCGAGGAUGCUAUCAAGAAUCUCUGUUGGAUUCGCCAGUUGCCCGAGGACGAUAUCUAUAUGAUCGAGGAGAUCGGUGCUAUUGACCAGGCUCUGGAGGAACAACGCCGUAGCAUUGGAAUUGGUUUCUGGAAACCAUUCAAGGCGGCCGGGACCAACAAGAAGGUCAUGUGGCGUUUGUUCCUUGGAAGCGCGUUGUUCUUCUGGCAAAAUGGAUCUGGCAUCAAUGCCAUCAAUUAUUACAGCCCGACUGUCUUCAAAUCGAUUGGUGUCAAAGGUACCAACACGAGUCUGUUCACCACUGGAAUUUUCGGUGUAGUGAAGACUGUGGUGACUUUCAUUUGGCUGCUCUGGCUCAUUGAUCACGUUGGUCGCCGUAACCUAUUGUUGAUUGGCGCAGCAGGUGGUUCAGUCUGUUUGUGGGUUGUUGGUGCAUACAUCAAGGUUGCCAAACCCGAAAAUAACAAGAGUGAUACUUUGAGCGGUGGUGGCAUCGCAGCCAUGUUCUUCUUCUACCUGUGGACGGUUUUCUAUACCCCAACCUGGAACGGUACACCAUGGGUUCUCAACUCUGAAAUGUUCGACCCCAACAUGCGUUCCCUAGCACAGGCCUGCGCUGCUGCCUCUAACUGGCUGUGGAACUUCCUCAUCUCGCGCUUCACCCCGCAAAUGUUCACAGCCAUGGGAUACGGUGUAUACUUCUUCUUCGCAUCAAUGAUGAUGAUCUCGAUCGUCUUCGUGUUCUUCCUCGUGCCCGAAACCAAGGGUAUUCCUCUUGAGAGCAUGGACCAGCUAUUCGACAUCAAGCCCGUGCGACAUGCACAUGGCAAGAUGGUCGUCCAGCUGCGUGAAAAUGAAGAGAUGUUCCGCCAUGAUGUUGAAGCUGCCGGCAUUGACGUGGGCAAGGUGCAACCUGAGCAAAUCGAGGAUACUGCGGAUCAGCCAAAGUAUGCUUGA
Molecule: messenger RNA, 1635 nt
Organism: Penicillium coprophilum
Lineage: Eukaryota; Fungi; Ascomycota; Eurotiomycetes; Eurotiales; Aspergillaceae
Product: sugar porter family MFS transporter
Exons: 4
Coding region: 1-1635 (544 amino acids)
Biological process (GO): carbohydrate transport; transmembrane transport
Cellular component (GO): membrane
Molecular function (GO): carbohydrate:proton symporter activity
Source: RefSeq, a predicted model, not a curated record